AUAAAUAAGAGGGUCCUAUGUCAGGGAAAUUAGAAGUCAGUUAACAUAACUGUAUACUGAGACUGAGCAUUAGAGGGCUUUUCUAAACCAAGGCUGUUGAAACUGAGCAGUGAAGUAAUCAGAUAGUUAUUAGGAAGUUUAGAUAUAAAAUCAACAGUAAGAAAGCAUUUUCUCUUGGCUGACCGAUUAGCCGUGCUUAAGGCAGCAUGAAUCCAGUACUUAGUACCUUGUUGUUUUCAGUGCUUCUGCUGCUGACCCACAGAAUUCAGGAGCUGGUGGAGGCGUGCAGCUGUGCCCCUGCUCACCCACAGCAGCUCAUCUGCGAUUCUGCUUUAGUGAUUCGAGCAAAAAUCUCCAGUGAAAAGGUGGUUCCUGCCAGUGAUGAUCCUCUUGAUACCCACAAAAUGAUCCGGUAUGAAAUCAAACAAAUAAAGAUGUUUAAAGGAUUUGAAAAGCUCAAGGAUGUCCAGUACGUCUAUACUCCUUUUGAUUCAUCACUCUGUGGAGUGAAACUAGAAGCUAACAACAAAAAACAAUAUCUUUUGACAGGCCAAAUUUUAAAAGAUGGUAAAGUCUUCAUCCAUUUGUGCAACUACAUUGAACCAUGGGAUGAUUUAUCCUUGUCUCAAAAGAAGAGUCUUAAUCAGAGAUAUCAAAUGGGCUGUGGCUGUAAAAUUACUACCUGCUACAUGGUGCCCUGCUCGAUCACUGCACCAAAUGAGUGCCUCUGGACAGACUGGCUGAUAGAAAGAAAGCUAUAUGGGCACCAAGCCAAGCAUUAUGCCUGUAUCAAAAGAAGUGAUGGCACUUGCAGCUGGUACCGAGGUGGCCCUCCUCCAGAGAAAGAGUUUAUUGAUAUCAGCGAACCUUAAUGUGAUGACUUCCUGAAAAGCCUUGGAGUCUAAUUCCAUCAAACAUUGCACGCUCACAGCUUUGAACUGCUAUCACCUAAUGUAUCUGUUGCUUAGAAACAAAAACAAAUUGUUCUGUACAGCUAAAGUAUGAGUCUGGAAUUGGCACUCAGGCAAGAAGAGGAACAAAUCUCCUGGAGGUAGCUACUCUGUAAAGUUAAGCUUAUACAGAGAUGCUGAAGCUGAGAAUGCUUCUCUGUGUUCUCUAAGGCAUAACAACUUUUUUUUUUUUUUUUAACCAAUAUGAAUGUACAAGAACAUAAGAAUGGUCAGAAUUUCAUUCCCUAUUUUUGUCAAUCUACAAAUUAAAAGAGCUCCAUGUUUUAUUCCAAACCUUUCUGAUGAACUAAGGAAUGUUUUAUUAUUUUUUUCUGUAUGAAAGUCUUCUGAUACAAAAGAAUUAUUGUACAGUGUAUAUGCAAAGUAUUAUAACAAUUUGCUAUAAAAGAUUCAAAAAUUUGUGUUUUUUUUUCUCCUUACCUGUCAAAACAAGUUAAACACUUCAGUGGUUAAACCAAUCUGUGCUCCAUAUUUUGUAUGUUACUUAUGUCACAGGUUUCUUUAUUCACAGAGUCAUAACUUUCAUAGAUAAUUAAGUUAAAACACAGCCUUGAUAAUCAAAAUCCCCUUAUCCAAUUCAAUAUUCCUGUGAACUAGCUAUACCUUGCAGACUAUAAAGGCAGAUGUUCUAAUGCUUCAGCAUUUUAUAGAACCAACAUAAAUAAUGACAAGAGAAAACUGUUUAUAUUUACAGAAAUUUACAUGUCCAUCAUCACUGCAGCUGUAGUACUUGAUAUCACCUCUCUAAAUGUGUGACUAGGUCAUUUUACUUCAGGACUGUUAAAGCCUUGGCUUUAGAAGCUCAUGUAAAAAUAUAUGCAGUAGAUAUUUAAUAACUUACAGUGCAAGUGAUUCCUGAAAAGCUCUCAAAUACUUGUUCAUAUUUAAUAAUACAUUAAAUUUGCCUUAAUGUCUUUUCAUUCAUGAAUGCCCAUUGACAUCUGUCAUGACAAAUUUUUAAACUCUGACUCAUCCUAGAGAAGUGUUACAACUUACCCUAAUGAAGUGUUGCAACAUAGUUUAUCUUUUAGCUUCUCAGAGUCUAAACUUUUACAAUUUGAUUACCGUAGUUAAUAGCUAAUCUCACACAUAUUUAAGUUUACAAAAGUAACUCAAUUCACAGUGGUAAAACUGAAGAAAUUAUUUUGGUAAAUGCCAAAGUUUAGGUAGUUGACAAACUGCUUGUGUUCUAGAAACUGGAUGAGAACCAUCACACAGGUUAUGGAUCUGUAACAGCUACAACCUAUAUUUUACUCUGUUUAACUUUCCCUAUUGGAUUUCUUUAACUUCAUUCCAAUUUUACCUAAAGAUUACUCUCAUUUGUUCCUCAUAUAGGAAUUUAGAACAAUGGGCAGAGAAAAAUAUUUAGACAGUUCUGUUCUCAUGUGGAUAGAUCAGGUCCAUUUGAAAGUUUAACACAAAUACUGUGACAUUUCCAGCCUAUGGAUUCAUGAAGAGUUAGAGCUGUUAUUGCCUGAUGGCUCGAGGGUCCAGUUUUACACAUAGUGCCUUUAGUCUAUUUGUCAUUGAGAACUUUAAAAAUCAUCAAGACUUAAAAUUGUGAAGAACAUAUGCAUUUCUUUAAGUGAAUGGGCAUUUCUAAUUCUAUUCAAUUCAAUGAAGGUGUAUUUUGAGCUUAAAAUUCAGCGUGUCCUACAUAAUUGUCUUACUAAGAUAUGUCAUUGGAUAUAAAAUGUAUACUUGCAAAAGACUGUAUAAAUGAUUUUUGUGACAUACUCUGUUCUAGUGUUUCUGUUAUUUUGACAAUUGCAUUAAUCCAUAUUUAAAUGACAGACAAUGGCAACUUUGAGAAGACAAUUGUGAGAAUGAAUAUUAUUUACUUUUCUUGUGGCUAAAUUAAUACUUACAGAAAAGCAACAAAGUAAAAAUCUAUUUUGCUGGAGAUUGUAAAUGGUACUUACAUAAGGGCUUUUAUAUUUUGUUUGACUGUAAAACUAAAUAAAUAGAAAAAAAAUGUUGAAACCCUAUCAUGUUUCAGUUCACCCUACUGAAAAGAUAUUAUCUAGCAUUAACAUAGAAGGAGUUAAACCUGAAGUACCAUGCUGCAUACAUUCUGGAAAGCUGGAGAGUACUGAUUGACACCACAUUUUCCUGGACAAGAACAGGAUUUCAAACUAGUCUUUAUGACCUUUAUAACCUCUUAUGAUUUUUUUUUAUUAUUAUUAUUAUUUUUUUUUAUCUUGCUUUGGCUUUCCAGGGAAACAGAAUGCAGCAUACUGUAAUUAUUACAAAUCAACAAAGAUAUCUUUGUUAUCUAUCCCCUUAUCUAUUUACCAAUAAGUAAAAUAUUAUCAAAGUCCACUUUGAUGGAAGCGCAAAUGUUGCAACGCCAGCAGGAAUGCACAGCAUUAUUCCUUUGAGGAAGAGUUGCCUAUUUCCCUUAAUAGUCAAUGAUUCACUUUUUAUUUUACUGUAAAACAGUUUGGGUGUUUUAAUUUACAAUCCUAAAUUAAGACAUCAUAUAUUUGUGCUGCCAAAUAUAAAGUCAAAUUAGUUUUCUGCUUUGCUGGAGAGAAAUAAAAAAUUACCAAAGGCCAAUUUUGGCCAUCAACAUAAAAUAUAUAUACACAUACAAUUACUUGUUCCUGUAUGAAAUAUGUAGGCGACUUUUCUUCCAAAAAGGAAUUCAUAUUGCAAAGACAAUAUUGGCAGUGCUAAUUACUAGUCCUAAGGGCUGUGCAUUUAUAUUACCAGCUUAUAAAUAUAUUUAAAAACCAGACAAUUUCCUCAUGUGAAACCAAAACAAUUCCUAGAUGAGCCUGCAAGAGCCUAAUAACCAUACAAGGUCUGAAUUAAGCACAUGGCUAAUUAAUAUUCAUUACAUGUACAGUGUAGCAUGUGUUUCCAAUUCCAUUUUGAUGUAAUGGUGCAGUUUGAAUAGCACUCUGCAGUAAACAGAUAUUUUCUGUUUUUCAACUAAACAUAGAUGUUUCUGUUUCAGUUUUAUAGUGAAUAGACCUUAAACAUAACUAAACCAAAUCUCAUUGCCUUCUUUAUAUACAUUGUAAAAAUAAAUGUUUUCUUAAUUAUUUAUGAACAAACUGUAAUAUGAAUUAUAUGCUAUAAUUAGUUUUUUAAACAUUUUAUAUUUGACCUGCCAUAAAGUAUCCAAUAUGAGGUGUUUCAGAAUUAUUGGCUGUCCAGUUUGACUUCUGUCUGAACACAAAUCUGGCCAAACUCCCCAUAACAGAUGGUAAAAAGAUGUUUUUUGUCUUGUUUUUCUUAACAAUAAAUAUGGCAAGAAAAGCGUUAAAAAAAUAAACCCUCAGAAUGACUUUUUAUUUUCCCUGAGAUUCAGCACUGCUAAGGAUUAUGAAAUAGAUUGCAGCUUUCUGAUUAUGUUUUUUUUUUUUUCCUAUCAAGAUUUUUUACUGCAGUAGCACCAAUACAUUACUAACAGCAGGUUACUUUUACAUUUUAUUUCUAGUUCCUGAAACUGUAUGUGAGGUCAGAGAAGAAAUACGGCCUGGUACAACCCUUGAUUUUAAUAUGAAAAUAGUGACUUAUGAUAAGAGUAGAGAAAAGGAUUGGAGAAUGGAGAGUGUACAGGUGAAUGGAAAAAAAUAAAAUGCUUUAAUAUUGCUGUUUUUUUCCUUACAUGUUCCAGUUAAAUUUUAAUUAAAAUUGCCCAACAAUUUUAUUGAAAAAAAUAUAUAUUUUCUUUCAUGAAAGAACAUAGGAGGUGGGAAUGUAGUGAAAUAAAGGGAAAUUACUGAGGGAAAAGCUGUAAUAUGACUCAACCAGCAAUGAGUUCAAAGGCCUUACAUCAUUUUAUAUAGUUUGAAUCACUCUGAGAUGAAUGUUUCUGUUUCAAAAAGUGUUUCAUUAAAGCAGCUACAGUUUUACACAAAA
This is a messenger RNA of Anas platyrhynchos (mallard), 4844 nucleotides long. RefSeq names its product TIMP metallopeptidase inhibitor 4 (gene TIMP4). The record is from RefSeq and is a predicted model, not a curated record. Gene Ontology annotation, biological process: negative regulation of endopeptidase activity; negative regulation of membrane protein ectodomain proteolysis; response to hormone. NCBI's taxonomy places the organism in Eukaryota, Metazoa, Chordata, Aves, Anseriformes, Anatidae. Gene Ontology annotation, cellular component: extracellular matrix. Gene Ontology annotation, molecular function: protease binding; metalloendopeptidase inhibitor activity.